AUAUUCCAAAAAUGUCUAUUCCAAAACCAGAUGGUAACACCUUAAGAUUAGGUUCAACAGCACCAAACUUCCAAGCUGACACUUCAAAUGGUCCAAUUGACUUUUAUGACUUUGCUGGUGAUAACUGGGUUGUCUUAUUCUCACAUCCAGAUGAUUUCACUCCAGUCUGUACCACUGAAUUAGGUGCUUUUGCUAAAUUACAACCAGAAUUUGAAAAGAGAGGUGUCAAAUUAAUUGGUUUAUCAGCUAACGGUACUGAAUCUCAUAAAUCAUGGAUCAAAGAUAUUGAUGAAAUCACCGGUUCAAACUUGAAAUUCCCAAUCAUUGCUGAUCCAAAAAGAGAAAUUGCUUAUAAAUAUGAUAUGAUUGAUUAUCAAGAUGCCACCAAUGUUGAUAACAAAGGUGUUCAAUUCACUAUCAGAUCAGUUUUCAUCAUUGAUCCAAAAAAAUCUAUCCGUUUAAUUCUUUCAUACCCAGCUUCAACUGGUAGAAACACUGCUGAAGUUUUAAGAGUUGUUGACUCUUUACAAUUAGGUGACAAAAACAGAAUUACUACUCCAAUCAACUGGGUUCCAGGUGAUGAUGUUAUUGUUCAUCCAUCAGUUUCAAAUGAUGAAGCUAAGACUUUGUUCCCUAAAUUCAGAAUUGUCAAACCAUACUUACGUUUGACCCCAUUAGCUGUUGAUCAAAAAUAACUAGCCGGCUUUAAAUUAUAGUCAAAAUAUACACUGGUUGUAUUGACGUCGGCUUUUUAUAGGUCCAAAAUUCAAAAGUUUAAUGACAUUGAUGUUGUUCAGGUACAUAGAGUUAAUAAUGAUGUGGUGGUUUCCCAAUACGAAUUUGAAAGGUAUUAGAGUUGUAGAAAUUAACGUAGCUGAAAAGAAGUUAACCUUUGGCUUUAACAGUGCAUCAUGUCAAAGUGAUUACUGCAAAGUACAUUAGUGUAAUCAGCUGGUGUAGUAACAUAUUUGAG
Molecule: messenger RNA, 973 nt
Organism: Hansenula anomala
Lineage: Eukaryota; Fungi; Ascomycota; Saccharomycetes; Phaffomycetales; Wickerhamomycetaceae
Product: peroxiredoxin
Exons: 1
Coding region: 12-695 (227 amino acids)
Biological process (GO): cell redox homeostasis; cellular response to oxidative stress; cellular oxidant detoxification
Cellular component (GO): mitochondrion; cytosol
Molecular function (GO): peroxiredoxin activity
Source: RefSeq, a predicted model, not a curated record